Molecule: messenger RNA, 2979 nt
Organism: Vanderwaltozyma polyspora DSM 70294
Lineage: Eukaryota; Fungi; Ascomycota; Saccharomycetes; Saccharomycetales; Saccharomycetaceae
Gene: ASG1
Product: Asg1p
Exons: 1
Coding region: 1-2979 (992 amino acids)
Biological process (GO): DNA-templated transcription; positive regulation of transcription by RNA polymerase II
Cellular component (GO): nucleus
Molecular function (GO): sequence-specific DNA binding; zinc ion binding; DNA-binding transcription factor activity, RNA polymerase II-specific
Source: RefSeq, a predicted model, not a curated record
AUGUCAGUUAAACAUGGUAUUGAUAUAAAUUCAAAUAACAAUAAUAUAAAUACAAGUGACACUGGCUCAUCGCAACAGCCUAAACGAAGAAGGGUUACACGAGCUUGUGAUGAAUGUAGAAAGAAAAAAGUGAAAUGUGAUGGCCAACAGCCCUGUAUACAUUGUACUGUUUAUUCUUACAACUGUACUUAUAAUCAACCAUCAAAGAGAUCAAAUUCUAAUUUACAACACUUGAAGAAUAGCAGUGAGAACCUAGCAAAUAAAAAUGAGAACAUUCCAUCAAACAACAACCAUAAUGACAAUUACAACUACAAUAAUAAUAUUGAUAAUAUCCCUGUAACACUACAACCAAAUUCAUUUGCAAUGAAUUCAAAUUUUAAAAAUAAUAACUUAAAUAUGAUGCAUAACCAAAUUACAAGCUUAAAUAUAAUGAACAAAGAAAGUUUGGUAGACAAAAACAUUAAUAUGAUUUGGAAAUAUAAAAAAUUCUUAAAAACAAUAUUACCACAAUUGCCAGACUUAGAAUCUAUUGAUACUACAAUAUUCGGAACUAUGUUCUCAAAUAAAAAAGGUGAAUUUAUUUCAAAUUUGAACUCUACUAUUUUAGAAUAUAAUAAUUUAUCUGCAAAUUUAAACUUAAUGCCAUUAAUGACAAAUUCCCCACUUAUAGAUUCCAUGCCAAAUAAUUCAACAUAUCCUAUAUCAAGUCCUGGACAAAAAUUAAUGCUACCACCAUUAAAGGUUGCCUUGUUAUUUAUGAAAAAUUGUUGGGACUAUGGUUGUGUCGUAAUUAGAUUUUAUCAUAGACCAACUUUUAUUAAAAAAUUAAAUUCAUUAUACGAGACGUCUCCGGAGAACUUUACAGUAGAACAAUUUGAUUUUUUACCGUUAUUCUAUGCAACAAUGGCAGUAGGUGCCCUGUUUACUAGAAAUAUUUAUUCAUUGAAUCAAUUAAACUUCAAAGAAAAAUCAAAUGGGGAUAAUGUAAAUUCUAACUUUAAUGACAAUAAAUACAACGAUUCUAAUGAAAAUUUACAUAAUAACGAAGGUUUUAAUUUUAAUGAUAGGACUGCUAAUGAACAUACUCCAAAUGAGAUGAAUAUUUCAACACCAAACUCUACAUCAAACUUAGCAACUAAUCAAAAUUCUAAAACCCUGAAUGGAGGGAACAGAAAAACUAACAAACAAAAUUCGAGUUCAAAAUCAAAAUCAAAAUCAAAAUCAAAAUCAAAAUCAAAAAUAAAAUCAAAACCAAAUACAAAUGCAAAUGCAAAUUCAAAUGCAAAUUCAAAUGCAAAUGAAACUAAGGAACCUGAUGAAACUGCAUAUUUUCAAGAUGAAGGCUAUAAAUAUUUUGUCGCUGCAAGAAAUUUGAUAGAUAUAACUAACGCAAGAGAUCUAACUUCGAUUCAAACCAUCAUUAUGCUAUUCUUAUUUUUGCAAUUUUCGGCAAGGCUAUCUAAUUGUUAUUCAUAUAUUGGUAUUGCAUUAAGAAACGCAUUGAGAGAAGGUCUACAUAGAUUUGUCAAUCCAAAGAGUUCUAAUUUAAACCCUCUAGAUAUUGAAAUGAGAAAAAGGGUUUUUUACACAAUUUAUAAAUGUGACCUAUAUCUUAAUUCAAUGCUAGGGUUACCAAAAUCUUUAAGCUCUGCUGACUUUGAUCAGGUUUUACCAGUCGAACUUUCAGAUGAAAAUAUAACAGAAGAAGGGUAUUUUCCAGAUAAACAAAAUGGAGAGGUAUCAAGUGCGGCCAUAGCAAAUUAUCAUACCAAGCUUAUGUUGAUUUUGGCUGACAUCACUAAAGAAUUAUACCCUAAUAAGAAGUCAAAUAAUAUUGUAUCUCAUGAAACUGUCACACAAUUAGAAAUGCGUCUAGAAAACUGGAUACAAAGUUUGCCACAGCAAUUGAAACCAGGACCAAGUUCAGUAUCUGAUAAAAUGAUGAGUGGAAGAAGCCUUUUACAUUUGACCUUUUUACAAGUGCAAAUUAUUCUAUAUCGACCUUUCAUUCAUUACCUAUCUAAAAAUUUGGGAACUAAACCAGAUAAUUUAUCAUUGCAAAGGGCCAAAAACUCAAUUACUGUAUCCAGAACAGUGAUUCAUUUAGCCAAAGACAUGAUAUCGAAGGGUUUAUUAUCCGGAUCUUAUUGGUAUGGGAAUUAUACAUUAUUCUAUUCUGUUGCGGGCCUGUUGUACUACAUGCAUGAAGCUCAGCCAACGAAUAAAGAGGAGGCAAAGGAAUUUUAUGGGAUUUUACAAGAUGCUGAAAUAGGUAGAUCAAUAUUAGUUAAACUUAAGGAUUCGAGUUCUGCUGCCAAUAGAACAUAUAAUUUGUUAAAUAAACUGUUCGAGAGGUUAAACUCCAAAACAAUUAAGUUAACUUCGAUGAAUAAUUCUCAACAACAAAAUAUUCAGGUGGCACAAAAUAUCCAAAGUGCCUCACCUGAUGUUUACCAGAAUAAUAAUUCGAAUAUUCCGCUAAUGAAUAGUAACGAUUAUUAUAGGAAUAUGCCACAGCUAAAGCCUGCGGCAUUUACACCUUCACCAAUCCCUUCAGUUUCAAAUUUAUCUCCAGAAGAAAUUGUUACAUUAUUCAAAACUGCAACAAAUCAAAGUUCUCCAGAAUUAAACCCACCUUCCAUUAAGGAAAGUAAAAGUCCGAUUAUAAAAGAGGAAACUGCAGGCAUGAACAAUAUUUUUGUAUUUGAUCAAUCUUUGGUGAACAAUCAACAAGAGAUCAAUAACCCAUUGACGCAAACAAUAUCAAAUGCCUCUUCUAAAACUAAUUUUGUAAUUCCAGAAGACAGGCAAAAUCUAAUACAAACCCAGGAUCAAAUACAAGGUCAAAAUUCAAUACAACCACCAAUUGAUGGCUACAUGACUGAUAUAUUUAAUCAACUAGGUAUUAUGUUUUAUGAUAAAGUAGAACCAUCGGGUUCUGGUAAUGUUGGAAUAAACCAAAUGGGGAACAAUAAUUAG